Molecule: messenger RNA, 648 nt
Organism: Mesorhabditis belari
Lineage: Eukaryota; Metazoa; Nematoda; Chromadorea; Rhabditida; Rhabditidae
Source: the annotation of a GenBank genome assembly
AUGAAUUGCAUUUGGGUUACUGUAUUCCUGAUUGGCGCGAUUCAGGCUUCACUGGAAGCUGUGGAGAGUACUGUGUCCACUACUUUAUCCACUACUGUAUCUACUACUGUAUCCACUACACUACCCCCGAUCGUUCCACCAUUUGUACCGAUUCGGAAAAGACAGGUAGUGAAUGGAGGUGUUCCUUGUCCGCCGAUUGUCGUCGUGAAUGGAGAAGCCAACUAUAUUCAAGCUUCUCUAACCCAACAAUAUUCCUCGGGCACCUCGGCGACAAUCACCUGUAACCUUGGUUUCAUCAUUAAUGGAGCAGCGACGGUGAAUUGUGCAAAUGGGGGCUGGCUUCCAUUACCCGGUACUUGCACGCCAACAACAGCGCCGGGUCUUCCCGGUCUUCCCGGUCUUCCCGGCUUGCCAGGCAUUCCACCAAUCGGUCUACCGGUGCCUGGAGCUCUUCCUUGUGGCGAUAUUCUGGUGCCAUUGAAUGGAGCGGUCACCUACACUGGUGGCACGGGUACAGCGCCCGGUGCACUCCAUCCAUCGGCUUCAUCGGUGACUUUAACCUGUAAUGGUGGCCAUGUGCUUCAAGGAACAGCCACCUCAAUCUGCACGAAUGGACUCUGGAAUCCACCGUUGCUCGGUAAUUGUCCA